AGUUCCUAAGAAGCCAAACCCCACUUCCAUGAUGUUUACACACGGAGAGGGCAACAGACAAGAAGAGAGACGAAGAUGAAGGGUUGCUCCGCCCCAUUAUUUUAAACAAUAUUAGUGAAAAAGAAUUUAACAAAAAAAAACUAAACCACCACCACUAAAACAAUUGAUAAUAUUUAGUUAGACUCGGUUAAUUAACAUCAAAAUGACAAUCAAAUUUGGAUUAUCUUAAUAUCCCAGCUCUCUCUCUCUCUCUCUCAUCUUCCUUCCAAAUCCAAUGUUUCUGCUAUACCCACCAUUUUAAGUCAAACACAAUUAUAUCAGUCGCUUCCCUCUCCAGGACCUCUCUUUUGAUGCUCUUUUGUCACCAAGGGCUGUCGAAUCUUUAACAACUCAUAGAAGAUUGUUACAUGUUUCAAAAUUUACAAGUAUUUCAAGAGGUUAAUGUUUUUGAUCUGAUUAAAUGCAAUUGAAGAACCUAAUUUUCGUUAAUUGAUACGAAGCAGCAAGCCAAAAAUGAUAGUGUUCAUGGGAUUUAGAGUAGUUAGUUGGGUAGUUGGUGGAAGUUGAUGAGUUAAGUCUGAUUAUGAGUUUGGCAACUCAAUGGAGGAACUUCAAUUUAGGAUAAGAUGAUGAUGGAGGGAUCCGAUAACUGGAAUUCAAGACUGCUCAACCGUUUCAUCCUUUGCCUGCUCAUAUCUUUCCAAUCAGCUUGUGGUCAAGAAGGCUUUGUCAGUAUACAGUGUUGUGGUGAUUUGAAUUUUACAGAUUCAAAAACCAAUAUAAGUUGGAAAACGGACAGUGAUUGGUACCCAGAUAGAUUCACCUGCCAAGACAUAGUCAGGCCAGUGAAAAACGAUACAGGCUAUAACAAGGCUCGGUUUUUCAAUUCACGGUUUGGCAACAAAUGGUGUUAUAACUUAACAACAGUAAAGAAUCAAGAUUAUCUGAUAAGGGGUACAUUCCGUUAUGGAGAUCUGCUGGGGAUACCUCCAGGCUCCUCCUUUAAUGUUUUGAUCGGUGUUACACCGAUAGGGACCGUGAACUCAGUGUAUGAGACAGAAGUGGAGGCAAUUUUUCGAGCUACCAAUGACAACACGAACUUCUGCUUAGAGAAGGGAAAGGGAUAUCCUUACAUUUCGAAGCUUGAACUAAGGACUUUGAAUAAUUCUGAUUAUUUCCAGCUGGAGCCCUCCGGUGUUCUGAAAUUGAUUGACAGAUUUGGUGUCGGGAGUGAUGGGCAGAAGAUCAGGUAUCCAUAUGAUCUAUAUGAUCGAAUCUGGGGAAAGGAGUUGAAUCGCAGCCAAACAGCCAACCAGAUAUUAUCAUCGACCGCCAAUAUCACCAAUGCUAACAUAACAGCACCUUCUCCUCCUAUCAAAGUGCUAAAAACAGCUCUAACCCAUCCAGAUCAUUUAGAGUUCCUGCACGAUGACCUUGUUACGGAGCAGACCAAUUACAAUCUCCACCUAUACUUUCUCGAGCUCAAUGAUUCUGUUCAAGCCGGGGAAAGGGUGUUCGAUGUAUACAUCAACAAUGAGAAAAGCAAAGAGAUUGAUAUAUUGGCUGGCGAGUCUAAUUACAAAGCAGUCAUUUUGAAAUUCACUGCAAAUGGGUUUCUUAAUCUGACCUUGGUCAAGGCAUCAAAUGGGUCCCUGUUUGGCCCAAUUAUUAAUGCUUAUGAGAUCUUGCAGGUGCACCCAUGGGUUCAAGGGACUGCCCAAGCAGAUAUGGAUGCGAUUUUCGAGGUUAGGAAUGAGUUACUGGCUAGUAACCAAGACAACGAGAUCUUGAAGGCUUGGUCAGGAGACCCUUGUCUUCCUCUUCCCUGGCAUCGUCUGUAUUGUGAACCCAUCAAUAAGUCCCUAGUCAUCACUACAUUGAACCUUUCUUUCAGCAAACUCCAAGGACCGCUUCCUUGCAAUAUCACUAUGUUGACCCAUCUAAAGGAAUUGAACAUCAGCAACAACGACUUCAUUGACACCAUCCCAGAAUUCCCAGUUUCUUCCAUGUUGACAUCAGUGGAUCUAAGCCACAAUGAUCUCAUGGGGAAGAUUCCAGAAUCUCUUACCUCACUUCCAUAUUUGAGAAUAUUGUAUUUUGGAUGCAAUCCUCACUUCAGUAAAGAAAUUCCUACCAGCCUUGACAGUUCAAGACUUACAACAGACAAAGGGAUAUGUGGUUCUCAAGGAUCCUCACAUUCGGUACAGCGAAUAAUCAUAGGCACAGUUGCAGCUGGAUUGUUCUUAGUCAUGGUUGCAGUUGCAAUUUUCUUUGUUUGCUUCUACAAACAAAAAUUAAAGACUAGGGGAAAAUUCAACAGCAAAGGAAACCCAAUGACAAAGAAUGUAAUAUUUUCUAUGCCCAGCAUGGAUGAUAUUGUUGUGAAGUCAAUAUCCAUAGAGAGUUUUACUUUGGCAUCUAUAGAAACUGCCACCCAAAACUACAAAACUUUGAUAGGUGAAGGUGGCUUUGGAUCCGUUUAUCGUGGUACUCUACUUGAUGGUCAGGAAGUGGCAGUAAAGGUCCGUUCAGCCACUUCAACUCAGGGAACUCGUGAAUUUGAUAACGAGCUGAACCUGCUAUCUGCUAUUCGGCACGAAAAUUUGGUCCAGCUCCUUGGAUGCUGCUGUGAAAAUGACCAACAAAUUCUUGUUUAUCCCUUUAUGUCUAACGGCUCUCUACAGGAUCGCCUUUAUGGGGAGGCAGCAAAACGAAAAACGCUGGACUGGCCAACCAGACUUUCCAUUUCUCUCGGUGCUGCUCGAGGUUUGCUGUAUCUUCACACAUAUGCUGGGCGCUGUGUCAUACAUAGGGAUGUAAAAUCAAGCAACAUACUCCUAGAUCAUAGCAUGUGUGCCAAGGUGGCAGACUUCGGUUUUUCAAAAUAUGCUCCUCAAGAAGGGGAUAGUGGUGCUUCUCUAGAAGUAAGGGGGACAGCCGGCUACCUGGAUCCAGAGUACUAUUCUACCCAGCAUUUAUCUGCAAAAAGUGAUGUUUUCAGCUUUGGUGUUGUUCUACUUGAAAUAAUAAGUGGUCGAGAGCCUCUCAACAUCCACAGGCCACGCAAUGAAUGGAGCUUGGUUGAAUGGGCAAAACCAUAUAUAAGGAAUUCAAGAAUUGAUGAAAUUGUGGAUCCUAGCAUAAAGGGAGGGUACCAUGCAGAGGCCAUGUGGAGAGUAGUGGAGGUGGCACUAGCAUGUAUUGAGCCCUUCUCUGCUUAUCGACCAUGCAUGGCUGACAUUGUACGGGAGCUGGAGGAUGCUUUGAUCAUAGAGAACAAUGCAUCUGAAUAUAUGAAGUCCAUAGACAGCUUUGGAGGAUCUAAUCGAUUCUCCAUAGAGAGGACAUCUGUUCUUCCAGUUCCAUCGACUCCAACACCAACGGAGCCAUCACCCAUCCUUUCGCAACCAGCUCCACCACAACCCAGAUAAUUAUUUGGGUGGAUGAGGUUUCCUUUAAUUCCAAGUGAUGUUCAGUUUAGUCACAUCACAUGAUCGAUAGCAAGAAAAAGUGAGGUUGAACCCUCAAUGCUCUCUUAUAAGAUAUAUUAAAGCAACUUGACGUCGAUUCAAUUUUUCUAAGCCAAACAGACUCCAGCAACAGCUGUAAUGCUUAGGCACUAUAUUACCUAAUUUUCUCAUUAUUAUUAUACGGAGGCGAGAUCACUGAAAAUCGGUGCCUCAUGACUUGUAAUCACUUCGGGGCAGUCAGAACACACAGGCAACAGCAAUCAGUCAUCCAGUUGAGCUGAUAUUUAGAAAGAACUGAAGGUGUCACAAAUUGUAGGCCCAGCAGAAAAGAGAGAAGAAAUGAUUUCUGAAUUGUGAACUUGCAUCACUAAAGUUCAACCAAGGAAUCGAUAAACAGAUGGUACAAAAAUAUACUAGCUUUACUUGAAUGA
Camellia sinensis is the source of this 3901-nucleotide messenger RNA. Its product is annotated as nodulation receptor kinase. Gene Ontology annotation, biological process: protein phosphorylation. Gene Ontology annotation, molecular function: ATP binding; protein kinase activity; protein binding. NCBI's taxonomy places the organism in Eukaryota, Viridiplantae, Streptophyta, Magnoliopsida, Ericales, Theaceae. The record is from RefSeq and is a predicted model, not a curated record.